Molecule: messenger RNA, 600 nt
Organism: Lactuca sativa (garden lettuce)
Lineage: Eukaryota; Viridiplantae; Streptophyta; Magnoliopsida; Asterales; Asteraceae
Source: RefSeq, a predicted model, not a curated record
AUGCGUAUUACCCAAUAUAUCGAGAAAACAAGUGUUCUCAAGCUUCAGGUUGGAUUGUUGGGUACGGGUAAAUCACUGCAAAAGGAUCUCAAUCAGAUUGCUGAGACAGCUGAUACAUCCAAACCUGAGGGCUUGAGAUAUGUAUUACAAGAGACAACACUAGCUCUACUUCGACAUCCUGAUUAUUGCAUCUAUGGUUAUUCCUUUGUGGAUGUGAAGAGGAGCAUAGAUGAAGGUGAGAAACGAUUUAAUCAACUUUCUAUUGAAGAAAGGGGUAAAUUUGAUGAAGAGACUCUAGUCAAUGUCAACAACAUCAGAAAGCAAAGUGCAACAACUCAAAGAUCUAAUGACUUCCGAAAUGAAUAUAUUGUGGUCAGUACUGUUCACAUAUAUCCCUCUUUUUGUCCAUUAUAUACCAUUUAUUUCCAAGGUGAACGUUUCUUUCCCACUUUUUGUAUUUUCAUGAUUUUCCCCGUUUGCUUAAUUCCACCAAUAGAGUUCGUUUAUUUCCAUGUUAUAAGUCAUUCUAUCUGUGUAAAGUACAAAAAAGCAUUGAUAUAUAGUUUACCAAAUUAAGUCAUGCUCUCAUUAAAUGUAAAG